AUGUCAGCAAUCCCACUUUAUUUAAAAAUAAAGGGACAGAACAACGCUCAAACCUAUAAUGAAUAUCCAUGUUUUGAUGUAUUAGACAAUAACUCAAUCGAAUUUAAUGAUACUACAUAUGAUUUUGAAUAUAUUUACCAGCAUAAUGAGAACAACUACAAAGACUUAAUUGAGACUUCACAUAACUCAUGUAUUGUAUUGAUGGGACCAACAAAUUCAGGUAAAACUACAAUGUUGAAACAAUUAGUCAAUUUAAAAUUGAAGAAAUUAAAUGAAUUGGAAUCACCAGUAUUUGUUUCAUCUUUUGAAAUCUCAAAUAAUAAAUAUUUAUCUGACUUAUUGGAUGUUACUGAUGGUACUGAAUCCAAAAAAAUUCCAUUCUCAUACAUCACUAAUUUCGAAAACAAAUUAAAGAGAACAAAACCAAAUCAAGAAUUAAUUAAAAAUAUUUUGAAACAAAGAUUAAGUAAAUGUACUGAGUUCAAUGAGAAUUCUUCAAGAUCUUGUUUGAUUAUGACUUUUUUUUACAACAAUACAAAAACCACAUUUGUUGAUUUAAUGGGUAAUGAGAAAAAUUCAAGUUUAAGUUCAAAUAUUUUUGCAAAUUCAAAUAUUUCAUCAAUUACUCAAACAAUGGUCAACAAAUCCAAAAGUGAUCUAAAAAGAUCUCACAAUUUGAUCACAAAUUACAUUUUCAAAAACAAAGACUUAAAGAUAGUUUUAAAUUUAGACCAGUUUGGAGAUUUAUCAUUAAUUAAAUCAAACUUAAACAAUGUAGCUGAUGUUGUCAAAAACUUCAAAUUACCUACAACUUCAAAUGAAACUGAUAAUGUUACAAGAAGAGUUCCGAGUUAUACUUUACCAACAAUGUCUUCAAGUCGUCAUAGUCCUAGAAAAAUAAUGAGACCAUUAUCAGCUCCUCACGUACCAACAAUUCAACAAUCAACUUCCACCUACCACAAAAAGCCACUUGAAGUUUCAAAUAAAAUUACAAAACCAAUAAUAACCAAAAUAAGAUCCCCCAGAAAACCACCGGUUCCAAGAAGAGGUCCAUCAAAAGAAACUUUAAUUAUACAAGCUUUAGAAGCUGAACAACAACAAUUAAAACAGAAAUAUUUUAAUUCAAUUGAAGAUAUUAAAUUAGAAAUUUCAGGAUUUAAAGGAGAAAGUACUCAAUUAGUUGAAACUUUUACGAAAUUAAAGAAUAAUUUGGUACAAUUAGAAUCCGAGAAUCUGAAAAAGACUGAAACUAUUGAUUCAAUUAAAGAAGAGAAUUUAAGGUAUGUUGAAAAAUUGGUGAAAGUCUCAGAAGAACUUCUGGCCCUUCAGGCUUUAAAGAUUGAAAAUGAAGAAGAAAUUUCAGCACUCGAAGGACAAAAGUUGAAGCUUGAAAAAGUUAUAGAAGCAGGAAAAGAUGAAGUUUCGAAAUUAGGUGAAGAAAGGCAAGAUUUAAAUAAUCAAAUCUCAAAGUUACAAAAUGAAGCAACUACUUUACAUGAUCGUAUAAGAUCUUUAAAUGAAACUAUAGUUGAUAACAAGCAAAAUUUAGCUUCUAGAAAUGCUCGCAUAGUCGAACUUGAAGAUGAAAAAGUAAUAUAUCAAAAAGAAAUUAAUGAAAUGAUCAAUCAACAAGAUAAAUUAAAGUCUGAAUUAACUUACCUUGAAGCUGAAUGUGUAAACUUAAAACAUGAUUUAGAUUCUCAAAAAGCACAAAGGGAAAAAUUUAUCACAGAAAUAGAUAUUCUCAAGGGCUCAAUUGUGGCAAAAGAUACUGAAAUUUCAAAUUUAAAGAGUUCAGGUAGUGAAACAGAAGGUAAAGUAGAACACAGUCAACAACAAAUUAAGCAAUUGAAGGAAAAAAUACAUGAGAAGAAUCAAGAAAUGACCAAAUUAAACUCAUCAAUAAAUCAAUUACAAAAUCAAUUAAACAAUGCAAAAGAUUUGGAAAAAGAUUUAAGAUCAUCUGUUUCAUCAACAAAGUCUGAAUUAAAUAAUCUUCACGAAACUCAUCAACAGAGAUUAAAAAAUGAACAAUCGAAAUUUGAUAUUCAAAAAAAUGAACUCAAUGCUAAAAUAUUAAAUUUGGAAUCAUUUAGUUCAGAGAAAGAUCGAAAGAUUAAACAAUUAGAAGACUCAUUGAAAAAGGAAUCUGAGUUGUCAAAAUCAUUACAAUCUAACAAUACAAAAUUGUCAAACGAACUCACCACAAAUGAAAAUUUGAAUCUAGAAUUAUCGACAAUAAAAUUGAAAUUAAAAUCUAAAGUUGAUAGAGUAUUACACUUGGAAGAUAAAUUUGAUAAGGUAACAAAGGAAAAGGAAACACUCAAUGAUAGAUUACAAUCCAAUGAAACUCAAAACAAAGCCAACUUAUCAAACUUGAAAAGAAAAUACGACUCAAUUAUUUCAGAAAAAGAUGCAGAAAUUAAAAGAUUAAAAGGUACACCAUCAUCAAUGGGUACAAUCAUGAAUGAUAGUUUUACAAGUAAUAAUGGGUUAUUUAUAAACAGUUCAUCACCAAAUCGUGGUUCAAAUUUCAAUCCGAAUGAUAUUUUCCAAGAUUCAGUAAUUGAACCAACUAUAAAUUUUCACAAUAAAGCUACUUAUUCAAAUAAUAGGUCAACUUCAUCAACUCCAAAAGCUAAAAAUAAAUCUUCUGCAAAAUCAAAUAAAAAUUCAAUUUCUGGCACUCCAAUUAAAAAUAAAAAUGUUCUCCAACCUUCAAAUAAACAACACUUGAGUCCAAUUACAAAAAAGAGCAAUUUAUCCUCACCGCAUAGCGCAAGUAAAAUGAAAGGCAAUAGUGUAAACAAUCAUAAAUCAUCACCUUUAAAAACACUUCAAGCCUAA
Molecule: messenger RNA, 2847 nt
Organism: Lodderomyces jiufengensis
Lineage: Eukaryota; Fungi; Ascomycota; Pichiomycetes; Serinales; Debaryomycetaceae
Exons: 1
Coding region: 1-2847 (948 amino acids)
Source: RefSeq, a predicted model, not a curated record